CACAGACAUGCGAUUGGUUGAAAUUCUUGAGUCAUGAGUUGUUGGUUGCAAUCUUGGAUCCCUUUUGGGAAUGAUUCUUUUAAAAUUUUAUGAUUAUUCUCUUACACAUUCGAAUUAUUUUGCUUAAUAUUAAACAUGUCAGGUAGUAGUGAUUCGGAAGAAUUUUAUGAUGCUGAGGAUAACACACCCUUCAAAACACUCAGGCGGUUGAAGACCAGCCACUCUUCUUCCAAAGCUGUUCAUGAAGUUAUAAGUACUACCUGUGUGGAGAAUAAAAGUGAGAAUGUGCCAGCCACCGAAACCGUUGAGAGCCAUAAGAUGAAAUCAACAGUUUUAACUUCCACUGUUAGUUUAUCCUCCAGCUAUAGCGAAAAUCAGGUAAUUGAGAAGAACCAGCAUGGCAGGAGGAGGUUCAUGGAAAUACGCCAGAGGAUACAGACUGACGACGAGGAAGGAGGUGGUGGUGGUAGUGGGGUGGCUGGAGGGGGAGGGGGAGUCAGCAACUCGUCACCUCCCAACAGUCACAGCUCGUCGAUGGAUGGAAUCAUUUCGGGCCCAGACACUGGCAAGAGCAGCCACCCAUUCCGCAUCAUUGAGCACGAUGCUGUCAGCUUGCAGAGUAUGACUUCGCUUGGUAGAGUUGGUCGAAUUCUUAGUGGAGUGCAGGAUACAGGCGGAGGUGGCAUGAGUUUGCAGCAGCGUGACUCAACGGUAAGCAGUUCGCUGAGUGGGUCGACGAGCACGCUGAAGAGUCAGUCGGAGUUCAGGGAGGAGGACGACGUGCUGGAGGAGAGAGAGAGAGACUGUGAGGAGGAGAGGAGGCCAGUGCCGCCUCCCGAGCCGGACGUGAUCGCCAGCACCAAGUCGAGCAGCAACAGUGGUGCAGUGGCCGCCCCACCCCCUGCGGAUCCGCCUGCCGUCGUCCCGGUCGCACCUCCGCGCAAGAAGAAGAAGAGCAAGCCACAACCUGCGCCUGUCCCUAUACUGCCGCUCGACACACAACAUAAUAUUGCAAAGCCAAGUGCAAAUGAGAUGCCAGCCAGAACGAUGACAUGCAGGAGUUGUUCCCUUCCUAGUCCGGCCAGCACCAUUGAGUCUCUCACUAGAGAAUUCGAACACUCGUUGGACAUACAUUCUGCUACUAAAGGACAAUAUGUUGUCAAACCUCAGGAUGAAGAUCAAUCGAAAGCAGAAGGUCCGUCGCAGAGUGAGAUAGAAAGAGUGGAACAGCUGAAACGACAAAUACUCCAGCACCGUGAGAGCUUGAACAUGGGGAGCGCGGUGGACAGAGGUCAUCAUCACCAUUUGGACACCAGCCACGUGCUGAGUGCCAGCUCGAAUGGCAUCGUUGGCAAGUCGUCGCUCAAGCCGUUCGGAUUCAGUCCGCGCAACUCGAGAGAGCGCCGUCGCUCUGCGGGAGACGAACACGGCCUCAUCGCACAGCAGCUCAACAUGUUCGUGCGAACCAGGACUGACUCUGGCAAGCAGUUGUCAGACAUGGAAAUUCUAGAGCAGGUGACAGUUCUGAACCUGGACACGGGCGAGCGAGUGCCGCUGAGCAUAGCCGAAGACAAGCUGCCGCAAUGCAUCAACCCGCUGUCGCUGCACAUCAUGCGACUCACCUCCGAGUACGUCAGCAACCCGAGUCUGGAAAAAGAAAAGGAAUCGGACGAGGAGUCGGUGAUCAGCAAGAAGUCGACGAUUGUCUGCGAAGAGCCCGGUCCGGUCAAACGGAAAACGGCUAAACUGAAGCAGUUCAUGAAGCGAACCGUGAGCAAGGCGAAGACGAUCGCACAAGAGGUGUCGACACACGCGAGGCACCGCGAUGAUGCACUCGAAGUCGUCGACGAGGUCUGUCCGUCGGGUGAACAGUACAUCAAGCUCAAGGCCUCCAACAGCCACAAGGGACCCUACGAAUUCGACUGCUUGCAACAUGUGCAGGACCUGAGCAACGAGCACGUGGGCCCAGUGUGGUGCAUGAAGUUCUCGCAGUGCGGCCGGCUGCUGGCGACGGCCGGCCAGGACCGGGUGCUGCGCAUCUGGGUGGUGCGCAACGCCUACGCCUACUUCCAGGACACGCGCACCAAGUACAACGCGGAGAAGGUGUCGCCGACGCCCAGCCAGGAGUCGCUCGUCUCCCAGCAGUCGUCUUCUGCCGACGACAACGCCGCUCAAGCGGAGAUGAACCCUGACGACCGGUCACCGUUCAUGCCAAAGCCGUUCUGCACAUACACGGGACACACUUCCGACCUACUCGACGUGUCCUGGUCGAAGAACUACUUCGUGCUCUCCUCGUCCAUGGACAAGACAGUGCGUCUGUGGCACAUCUCGCGCAAGGAGUGCCUUUGCUGCUUCCAGCACAUCGACUUUGUCACGGCCAUCGUGUUCCACCCGCGCGACGACCGCUACUUCCUCAGCGGCUCGCUCGACGGAAAGCUGCGGCUCUGGAACAUUCCCGACAAGAAGGUGGCCGUCUGGAACGAAGUCGACGGCAACCCCAAGCUCAUCACUGCUGCCAACUUUUGCCAGAAUGGGAAAUUUGCAGUCGUAGGAUCCUAUGAUGGAAGAUGCAUAUUCUACAACACUGAUCAACUAAAGUAUCACACGCAAAUUCAUGUUAGAUCAACUCGCGGUAAGAAUUCGACAGGACGUAAAAUUAGUGGAAUAGAACCUAUGCCAGAAGAGGACAAAAUUUUGGUCACAUCCAAUGACAGUAGGAUCAGAUUAUACGAUUUGAGAGACCUGAAUCUGUCUUGUAAGUAUAAAGGCUACGUAAAUGUCAGCAGUCAGAUAAAGGCAUCGUUCAGUCACGACGGAAAAUACAUAGUAAGCGGAUCCGAGAAUCAGUGCAUUUACAUAUGGAAAACACAUCAUGAUUAUUCUAAAUUCUCGUCGGUUAGAAGAGAUCGCAACGAUUAUUGGGAGGGUGUGAAGGUGCACAAUGCUGUUGUGACGUGCGCUGUGUUCGCCCCAAAUCCAGACGUAAUAAUCCAGCAGAUGGAGGAACCGGAGCCGGAGCCAUCAGCACAAGGCUAUGUGCUGGUCAGUGCAGACUUCAAUGGCGGCAUCAAAGUCUUUCUCAACAAGACCAAACCCAAGCACAGCAGUUUGCCGGCGUCGGCUCUCAUUUAGCAAACCCCAAGCACAGCAGUCUGCCGGCGUCGGCUCUCAUUUAGCAAACCGACACACCAAACCACAAAAACAAUAAUUAUAUCUGUGAUAAUAAUAGAUAGGUACCAAAACAAUACUGUAUAGUCUUUUAGAGAACUACUGUGUAUAUUUUAAACAGAGAAUAUUCUCGUUCAUUAAAAUGAACACUAGUUUUAAUGAACCCAAUUAU
Molecule: messenger RNA, 3340 nt
Organism: Nilaparvata lugens (brown planthopper)
Lineage: Eukaryota; Metazoa; Arthropoda; Insecta; Hemiptera; Delphacidae
Product: WD repeat-containing protein 44-like
Exons: 10
Coding region: 136-3132 (998 amino acids)
Molecular function (GO): protein binding
Source: RefSeq, a predicted model, not a curated record